CGCGAGAGCGUCGUGUCCACGGGCCUGCUUGAUUGCCGCUUGCCGCUUGCCGCCUGCCGCCUGCCGCCGCCGCUGCUUCCGGCUGGAAGGGGACGACGCAGAGUGCAGAGUCAGCUGGGCAGCAGGAGGCGGAGGCGCGCGCGCGGGGAGCAGGACUUUGACACCAGCUGGACAGAAGAAGCCUAGUCCUGCACCGUUGGACUUGCUGCCAUGGGGAACAUAUUUGGCAACUUGCUGAAGAGCCUGAUUGGCAAAAAAGAGAUGCGAAUCCUUAUGGUGGGUCUUGAUGCUGCUGGGAAAACCACCAUCCUCUACAAGUUGAAACUGGGAGAGAUUGUCACCACUAUCCCUACUAUUGGGUUCAACGUUGAGACGGUUGAAUACAAGAACAUCAGCUUCACUGUAUGGGAUGUUGGUGGCCAGGACAAGAUACGGCCCCUCUGGCGACACUACUUUCAGAAUACUCAAGGCCUGAUUUUUGUAGUGGACAGCAAUGAUCGAGAACGAGUAAAUGAGGCACGUGAGGAACUGAUGAGAAUGCUGGCAGAGGAUGAGCUGCGAGAUGCCGUUCUCCUUGUCUUUGCUAACAAGCAGGACCUUCCCAACGCCAUGAAUGCGGCAGAAAUCACGGACAAGCUGGGCCUGCAUUCACUGCGCCAUCGUAACUGGUACAUCCAGGCCACCUGCGCCACCAGCGGAGAUGGCCUCUACGAGGGCUUAGAUUGGCUGGCCAACCAGCUGAAGAACAAGAAAUGAGUGCAGGAGGGAGGGUGGUGGGCUAAGCCCCUCACUGUUGGUUCUACUUUUGGGUUGAUCCCCUCCCUCCUGUCCUCCCCUGUCACACCCUUUCUUCCCUGUUGGGUUUGCUUUUCUUGCCGGCACCGGUUGCUGUUGGGAGGGGAGGGGGGUGGUUGGGGCUAACUUUUGAUUUUUCUCUCUCUCUCUCUUUUUCUCAUGUUCUGGUUCUGCCAGGAUUUUUUGCACGGUCUCUGUGUGUGCGCGUGCGUGUGUGAUAAAUAUAUAUAUAGAGAUAAUAAAAUAUAUGGGUGUGGUGGGAGGGUUGGGACAAGUGGGAGUUGGAUGCCAAUUCUGUGGCCUUUCUUUCUUUCUUUUCUUUCUUUUCUCUCUUUCUUUUUCUUCUUUUCCUCUCCCCUAUUGUUUAGUUGGAUCAAUUUUUGUAUUUUUGGUGGUCUGUGAAAUUUGGCUCUCUUUGUUCGGAGGUGACCAAUAUUCCUCAGUGGCAGCUGCUUCUUGCUUUUGUGUGCUGUUGGUGCAGGUUGGUGGAAAAUUUCUGUGUCACGAGGCCAGGAAUAAGGGAAAUGGUGUGUAGCCUCCACAUGUGCAAGGGCCGAGGGAGACAAUGAAGGAAGAAUUGGGGGGUGGGGGGGAGGAGUAGAAGGAUUUUAGAUUCCCCAGACUAGAGUAUGUAUUCUUGCUGUCCUUUCUGUAUUAGCUGGUUCCCCCUGUUGGUAUUAAUGAGAUUGCAAUCAUAUUGAACGUCCUGCUCUAUUUCUUGCUACCCAUUUUAUCAUUCUGUUCACAAUUUUAUUAGCGGCUCAUGCAGUUAGCUCUGUUAUGCUGCUGAUGAACGGGAUCAUUUGCAUUCCAACCUCUUAGACCAAAUGGCACUAGAGCCCUGAAUAAUGUAUCCUAAGCCAUGCAAAAAAAAUUUUUUUUUUCCUCUUCUCGACCCCUCCCUAAAAGGGGAUCAGCAUUGAUGGGCUGCUGCAGGAGAUUUUGGGACCAGUGGCUAUCAAAAGCUACCUGAGCAGAUGUUAAUGCCACCCUUGGCUACCUGGCCUGGACUUUCCAUCCAAGGGAUGUAUAUGCACGCCUGCAGGGGCAUCCCAGCUGCUAAAUGUUUCCACCAACCAACUUGCUAUUUCUCUUCCCCUUGGAACUCACAGAGGAGGGGGCUCUCUCAUGGCUGCCCUGUUGCAUGAUAUGACCCCAGUAGAGAACCCUCCCUUCCUCCCUCUGCCGCCCUUGGAUUUGUACUCUGGCCCAUAAAGGUUUCUUUUUCCCAUGCUGGGGGAAGUGGCAGAGUCGGGUUUUUCCCCUCCCUUGUUAAUUUUGGGGAGUAAUGAUUGUAUUAGGGUCAAGCCCAGGUCGCUGCAUGUAACGUUCGGGUCACUCCCUGCCUCUGGACAGUGUUGGUACUGUGUAUUCCCCUCCCCACUUCUGACAAAUGUGUAUUUAUUCCUCUUUUGCUCUCUCCUUGCCACUUCCCCCUCAAAACUUUAGCCGCCUUUGCUUGGUGUAAAGUGGUUUUCCUUUCCCCUUAGUUCUGAUUUCUUCAUACUUUGGGCCAUGGCUCCCUGUUUGUGUUUUUCUCGCCCCCCCCCCUUCUUUGAACAGUUGGAUGCACCACGACCUCUGUGCACUCCCAUUGGAUAUUAAACUCGUUUUAUGUA
Molecule: messenger RNA, 2414 nt
Organism: Pantherophis guttatus
Lineage: Eukaryota; Metazoa; Chordata; Lepidosauria; Squamata; Colubridae
Gene: ARF3
Product: ARF GTPase 3
Molecular function (GO): GTPase activity; GTP binding
Source: RefSeq, a predicted model, not a curated record